AUGGCUAAAAGCAAAAACCAUACCAAUCAUAACCAAAACCGAAAGGAUCAUCGUAAUGGAAUUAAGCGACCACAAUCGCAACGAUUUCCAUCAUUAACAGGAGUUGAUCCCAAAUACGUUCGUAACUUGAAAUUUACCAAGCAUCACAACCAUGUUGCUCGUAAAAACUUACGCAAAGCCCGUAAAGUAAAAUUAGCCGGUGGUGAUGCCGCUGCUGCAGGUAAGGUAGUUAAACGACCAAUUCGCCAACCACAACCAACUCAAAAAUCAUCGUGGUCAUUGUCAUCGCUCUUGAAGAACGUUACUUCUUAUUUUGCUGGUGAAACAGCUGCUCCAGCUAAGAAACGCGCUGUUCGUAAACAUCCAUCAAAGAAAUCCAAAUCCCAUGCAGCGGCAGCAAAAACAACAACAACAACAAAAGCAACAACAGUUGCUGCUAAGAAAUAA
Molecule: messenger RNA, 447 nt
Organism: Adineta ricciae
Lineage: Eukaryota; Metazoa; Rotifera; Eurotatoria; Adinetida; Adinetidae
Source: the annotation of a GenBank genome assembly